UUGAGAGUCCUGCAAAGCCAUCGCCUCUUCCUCCAAGGGCCCUCACUCGCAAGUGGUGGUCAUCACAUCGCAAAGGCAGCAGCAGCAGAGCGCCGCAAGGCAGGCUUAGAGCUCACGAUUUCUUAUCAUGGCCUCCCGCAUGCUUUCCAAGAAAGGAGUUAGGUACCACUUUAUCAUCAUCUCGAAUGUUGGAGAUGUCAGAUAACGGAUGAUAGGGCAAUUGUGCAACGUGGUUACUAACAUUCUUGCCCGGUGUAUAAAAGGCGCAAGGGGACAGAGCAAGUAAAAGCCCAAUCUGAUUUUGGAUGCCCAAGAGGAAGAGUGGAAAUGGAGCGUGGAGUCAUCUUGGCUGUUUUCGCUCUCCUGUCUGCCCAGCUCAGCUUGGCUGGCACUAUGCGCCACCGGAUUGUUGGUGGGCAUGAAGCCAGGCCCCACUCGCGGCCGUACGCAGCGGCUCUGAAGAGAAAUGGUCGGUUUGGCUGCGGGGGGUUCCUCAUCGCCCCCCGCUGGGUGAUGACUGCUGCCCACUGUAAAGGGGACAUCUCAGUCAUUCUGGGGGCUCAUGAUCUGAAUGCCAUUGAAGAUACCACUCAAGUGUUGGGCGUGGAAAAGUACUACCAGCACCCAGGUUACAAACGCGGUGGGAUUCCAUUCCAUGACAUUCUUCUGCUCAAGCUCGAGCGCGAGGCCCAGCUCAACAAGAAUGUCCAAAUCAUCCCUCUGCCAAAGACAGACAAUGACCUGCCCAAGGACACACGCUGCUUUGUGGCCGGAUGGGGUCGCAUCGAUGCACGAUACACAACCUCUUCUAAGCUUUUUGAGACCAAUGUCACCAUCCCCGGACGCAGGAAGUGCCUCCAGUUCCUCCCAGAACUUACCGAUGAGAUGCUGUGCGCUGGCAGCCGCUCCGUGAUCUCUGAUGUCAGCAAUGGCGAUUCCGGAAGUGCGAUGGUGUGCAACGGAGUGGCGCAUGGAAUCGUCUCCUACGGUUUCCAGAUCCCUCCAUCGGUUUACACCCGCGUCGCAGCCUACCUUCCAUGGAUCAAAGAGAUAAUGGGGUGAAGGAGCGACCAUUAGGCACAUGAAUUUCAUAAGCAUUUGCGACGCACAUGAAAUAAACCAACCCUUGCAAUUUUAUGUUGU
Molecule: messenger RNA, 1143 nt
Organism: Sceloporus undulatus (fence lizard)
Lineage: Eukaryota; Metazoa; Chordata; Lepidosauria; Squamata; Phrynosomatidae
Product: mast cell protease 1-like
Exons: 6
Coding region: 328-1062 (244 amino acids)
Biological process (GO): proteolysis
Molecular function (GO): serine-type endopeptidase activity
Source: RefSeq, a predicted model, not a curated record